Molecule: messenger RNA, 1797 nt
Organism: Puntigrus tetrazona (Sumatra barb)
Lineage: Eukaryota; Metazoa; Chordata; Actinopteri; Cypriniformes; Cyprinidae
Product: ETS domain-containing transcription factor ERF-like
Exons: 7
Coding region: 427-1218 (263 amino acids)
Biological process (GO): cell differentiation; regulation of transcription by RNA polymerase II
Cellular component (GO): nucleus
Molecular function (GO): sequence-specific DNA binding; DNA-binding transcription factor activity, RNA polymerase II-specific
Source: RefSeq, a predicted model, not a curated record
GUAUUAUUAUGUUUGUUACAAUGUAUUGUAUUACAUUGUAUUAUAUGUUGUCGACUAAUUUAACCUACAUUAACUAAAUGUUAGUUUAGAUCUCUCUCUCUCUCUCUCUCUCUCUCUCUCUCUCUCCCUUGUCUGUUAAACCAGUCAAAAUCACAUCCAAUACAAAACAUCCUUCUCAAAAAGGAAAGCUUGGAUAUCACUAUGUCAGUUUGGAUUGGGAGAGAGAGGGAGAGAGAGGGAGAGAGAAGGAGAGAUCAGGGAUGAAGGUAAUACAGUAAAUGCAGGAGAGGGAUAGAGGUAAAGAUAAAAAGAGAGUGAGGGGUUACAGGUGUCUUUCUUCUGAUCAUUUCUCCAGAAAAGAGCAUCUCCACCAAACAGUCAAACCUGUAAAAACAUUCCUGCAGUCAAAAAACCCCUGAAACUGCUAUGGAGUGUAAUUGCAAUUCCUCUCUGGGUCCUUUUCCCUCAUCUUACUGGAGCAGAACAGUGCUGUUCCCUGAUUGGGCGUAUAAACCGGCGUGGUCUCCAGGCUCGAGGCAGGUGCAGUUAUGGCACUUCCUGUUGGAGCUGUUGGGGCGUGGCGAAGGCGGAGCGAUCACGUGGGGCAGCGAAUGGGGAGAGUUUGUGAUCAGAGACCCGGAGAGAUUGGCCAGACUCUGGGGGGAGAGGAAGGGCAAGCCGCACAUGAAUUACGACAAACUCAGCAGAGCUUUGAGGUAUUAUUAUAAUAAGCGAAUUUUGCACAAGACCAAAGGGAAACGUUUCACCUACAAGUUUAACUUCAGUAAACUAAUCUUAGUGAACUACCCAGGUCUUCCAACGUGCUCACAGAACGCAACAUCUGUCCCUUUCUCUGUUUUUCCUUCUCAGCUUCCUUUCUACAACCCUUCCGCUGACAGGGCUGUGCAAUCAAUUUCUCAUCCCUUUCUGCUGCCCUACAACUUCCCCAAACCCCUCCCCUUUCCCCAGGUGCAUCCAAUCCGAAGGCAACACCCUCUUUUUUAUGACCCGCCUUCCCCAGGAACUAACCUAUCAGAGCUCUCGCACCUGUCGCCAGUCAACUCUGCCCUUCAGUUCGCCCAAGCUUUAAACUGGCCAGUCAAAAGCAGCACAGACUGGCCUCUCAACAGAGUCUUGGGAUUGCAAGAGAGGAGCGAAGCACAAGUCAAAAGCCACCACCAAGAUGACAGAAAAAUAUUUCCUAAGACCAUGCACUAGAGGUUUUAUUACUAUUGCUGGUUUUAUUAUAAUUAUCACAUUUUUUUUUGUUGUUUUGUUGUAAAUUAAUAAACCAUAUUGGCAGGUUGAGAACAAAGCACUUUAUAUAUUUGACACUGUUAACGAGAGAACAUGUUUAUGAAUAAUAAUUUAUCUGGAAAAAUAUAUGUGAUAACACAUUGUUAAAGAUGUCUGUCUUCAUGCGUUUAACAUUUUGAUGCAGUUUGAUGAAGUUUGGCAUUUACUGGAUGAUUAAACAUUUUGCGGUUUGAGUAUUUUAAUGCUGAAAAAGUACAAUUAUUGUUUGCAGAAUCACUUGGCCAAUCAGCUUAAUCCAUGUAAUAAAUUCUGCGACUAGCUACGAUCUUUAAUUGAAUUUUUACAUUUUAGGUCACUUUUAUAUUUGUGUAGAUGCUUUGGAAAUGUAUAGAAAGUACUGAAAGGAAAGAACUUGGAAAAUAUCGCUAGAAAGGGAAAAAAAUAGACUCACCUACGUUACCGAAGGUGUUUUACCUUCAAGUAAGCGAUUUAGAUUUAUGAUUUAAUUAUGAUUAGAUUUAUGAUUUCUUUUUAUUUUGC